This is a messenger RNA of Scophthalmus maximus (turbot), 4058 nucleotides long. Its product is annotated as FERM domain-containing protein 4B. NCBI's taxonomy places the organism in Eukaryota, Metazoa, Chordata, Actinopteri, Pleuronectiformes, Scophthalmidae. The record is from RefSeq and is a predicted model, not a curated record. Bases 223 to 3165 code for a protein of 980 amino acids. Gene Ontology annotation, cellular component: cytoskeleton; bicellular tight junction; adherens junction. The transcript has 24 exons. Gene Ontology annotation, biological process: establishment of epithelial cell polarity.
UCACAUAAUAGCCGGCGGGUGAAGGCGUGGUGAGUGUGGCUGAAUACGAGGCGAGUGUGUGUGUGUGUGUGUCUGUGUGUGAGUGUGUGUGUGUGUGUGUGUGUGUGUGUGCUGUAGAACCGGAGGAUGAACAUGGACAGCGGCUGCACGGCGGCUCCGCUCCCCGGAGGAAGCUGAAGCUCAGUCAACACCUACAGCGGGACAUUGAAGAGCAGAGACAAGAUGACGGAGGGACGACUUUGCCAAGUGCAGCUGCUGGACGACAGGAAGCUCGAGCUGCUGGUUCAGCCGAAGCUUCUGUCCUACGAACUCCUCGACUUGGUGUCGUCCCACUUCAACCUCAAAGAGAAGGAAUUCUUCGGACUCGCGUUUUGCGAUGACAAUGGUCAGAGGAAGUGGUUGCAGAUGGACCGCAGGGUCCUCGAACACGACUUCUCCAAGAAGCCCGGCUCCAUCGCGCUCAACUUCCUGGUCAGGUUUUAUGUAGAAAGCAUCACGCAGCUGAAGGACAUCAUCACCGUGGAGCUGUUCUUCCUCAACGCGAAAUCCGCCGUCUGCAGCGGGAUCAUCGAAGUGGAAAGUGAAAACGUCUUCAGGUUAGCCGCGAAUGCUUUGCAGGAGGCGAAGGGCGACUACACGAGUGAUGAAAACACUCGGGCCGACUUGAAGAAGCUUCCAACUCUUCCCACCAAAGUUCUCAAGGAGCAUCCAUCACUCGCUUACUGUGAGGAUCGAGUGGUGGAAUAUUACAAACAGCUGAAGGGGGUUUCCCGAGGACAAGCCAUUGUUCAGUAUUUGACGUUAGUGGAAUCUCUGCCCACGUACGGCGUGCACUACUACGAGGUGAAGGAUAAACAAGGGAUCCCCUGGUGGCUCGGACUCAGCUACAAGGGCAUCGGCCAGUACGACCUGCAGGACAAAUUAAAACCUCGAAAGCUUUACCAGUGGAAGCAGCUGGAAAACUUGUACUUCCGAGAGAAAAAGUUUGCCGUGGAGGUCAACGACCCGCACAGGCGAGCAGUAACCAAGCGCACCUUCGGGCAGACGGGCCUGCUCAUCCACACCUGGUAUGCCAGUCACUCUCUGAUCAAAACCAUCUGGGCCAUGGCGAUCAGCCAGCACCAGUUCUACCUGGACAGAAAGCAAAGCAAAGCUAAAUUAGGAACAGCUAGGAGUUUGGAGGAAAUGGCCAUGGAUCUCACGGAGCACGGAGGAGCGAAAAUAAACCGACUGGGAGACGCUGUCCUGAAGAAUAACUUAAUAAGAGCCAGCAAUGGGAGCCUGGUGUCCACAGGUUCUGCAGACUCGGAGAUGAGCGAGGAACAGAAGAAGGAGAAACUCUCCGAGCUGAGGAAGAAGGAGCAGGACCUCCAGGACAUCUUGGCCAAGAAAACGAAAGAGCUGAAAAAGAUUUGUCUGCGGGAGGCGGAGAUUACGGGCAAACUGCCGAAGGAGUAUCCACUGGGCUCCGGCGAGCGGCCGCCGCAGGUCAGACGGCGAGUCGGCACGGCCUUCAAGUUGGACGAGCUGUUCCCCUACAACGAGGAUCCUUUCCUGAGGAACCUGGAGAGCAGGUUUGCUCUGCAGCAGAAGAUCGUGGAGGCGGCGAAAAAGCUCGCCAACGAGUCCGAGCUGUGCAAAACGGUGAAGAAGAAGAGGAGGAGAAACUGUCUGGACGCGAUGCACAGACUCCAGCAGAUCGAGGACGAGAUGAACCAGUACAGGAUCAAGAAGGGGAAGAAGCCCACGCAGCGGGCCUCGGUCAUCAUCGCAGAUGAACUCGUGCGUUCAGCCUGCAGCUCCCUGUCUAGUCUCCCACUGGACGACGAUGACUCAGACGGCGGCGGUCAGAGGCCGCGGUCGCGCUCGGUCCAAGGCUCCCCUCAGCUCAGCCCGAUGCGAUCGCUGGGGGCAGAUUAUGAUUUGGACCGACAGGGAACUCCGAGGGAAAAUCACAACAGCAAGAACCACAGCAGAUUAGCUUUUGAAGGACAGGAGGGUUCCCACUACUACCACAAUCCAAGAGAGGUCUCCUCCACCAACAGUAGUCCCUAUAAAACCCUUCCCAGACCCCCCAGGGAUCCACGCAGCAUGCCUCCCACCCCGGUUAUGACCCGCAAUGCCUACAGCAGCAGCCAGCUCAGGUGCGAGGGGUCUCCUCACGGCUUCAGGCAUCGCAGCGGAAGUCUGGAGUCACACCCUCAAGUGAGAAAAGACACCGACUCGGAGAAGCCGGUGUUCAUCUUGUCUCGUGCCCAUCGCAGCAACAGCACGGAGGUGUUGGAGGACUGCUCGUCCUACACCAGUCAGUCCAGUCUGGACUACUGCGGGGCCGCCAACUCCCACUACAGUACGCUGGACUCCCGCACCUCAACCAUGCAUCGUCUCCACAGGAAGGUGGAGGUGUACGGGAACACCGGGAGCAUGCCCAACUUGGUGCAGCACCAUUCCGGUUGCAGUUAUUCGUGCGAGACCUCGGCACACUACGCACCGAGUGCCUACUACGUCACAGACUACCCCUGCUCGGACAUGGAGCCCUACGCUAACGGUGCCUAUGUGUAUGAGAACGACGUGGAAGGCCACUACAACGUCAACCCUUCCUACCAAAUGAAUGGGUUCCGUGGACAUUACAGCAGUGACCGGGCAGACGGACUCUCCCAGAAUCCCUAUGCGACGGUGAGGCCGCCGAGGAACCGAGAGGGGCCCAGAACCGAGCUCCUGGCCAAGAACAUGCAGAAGGCCCUGGUGGCGGAGCAUCUGAAAGGCUGGUACCACCGGAGCCGGGGGCCCAGGGACGGAGGGAGAGGGAUGCUGGCUGGAUACGACUUCGACAGCGGCUCCCAGCUCAGCCUGGGCUACCAGACCAUGCCGGCGGCCUUCAGCCACUCCAGCAGAACCACCUCCUUCUCCUCAGUGUCCUCAGUGGAGAGCGCAGGAAACUGGCGCAACCAGCUGGCGGUCGGCCUGACGGAGUACGACGCGCCCGUCACACCACAGUACCCUGGAGCUCCCGCUUCCCCGUACAACCGCAGUCCCACACACAGCAGGUUUUCUGCUGAAAGCAAAGUGUCUGACACGCUGCCUAAACGCUCUGAGUCAGUUGAGGCGGUUGGCGCUGAGGCCACUAGUGCAGACGAACCAUCGGCGAACCGUUCUAGCACUUAAGGAUAUCGCCUGGACGGAGGCUACACGAGCAUCCGCUGAAGAGGACCAAAUGAAACUUUGGCACAAAUGAAACCAGGGCCAGCAGCACAUGAAGGGGAUGAAGUUGGAAAAACAGGUCGGACACAAACUUUUUGGGCGGCCGUAACUGCGUCUCGGGAGACGUUUCCAUCUGUGGCGGUGAUAGUGUGCGCUGUCGUGUUAACGUAACCUCGGAACACAGUGAUGACACUGUCGAAUGACUUUCCCAUGUGCCUUGGAUUGGAUGGAUUGUACAGGUGGAAUGAGAAUGUGUCAGAAAAACAACUUUGAGAUGUUGCACAACGGCACUAGACUCAAAUGCUAUUGUGUAUUAAUGAAAAAAAGAGGCAACAUGCGUUUUUACUGAACCCAACUCCUUGUAUUUAACUACUGUCUUAUACGAAAAACAGUAGACUAUUGAAUAAAAAUGAUUUUCACCACUUUUGUCUCAUCAAAAUAUGAUAAAACAAUAUUCAUAACAUCCAAAUUGAAAACAAAGCUUGAAAUGUUCACAGAUGUGACGUGGCAAGAAUUCCAUCGUCAUUGGAGCCGACUGUUUAUUCGCUGAAUUUCCAUUUCUUUCUUUCAUCAUACAUUGAAUCAGAACUUAUCAUGGCAAUAUUGUUUAUAAAACCAUGUGUUCAUGUUGGUGCCGUAGUGUUUUAAGAUGCAUGGUGAGAACAUAGACCUUUUGAUAAGAACUUCUUUUUAUAUUAACAGAGGACCACUGCCAUUAAAAAACCAUAUCCAUGACUCCUUAUCUCUCUUUUCUCACAUGUUUGUACAGUCAGUGUGUAGUGAUAUGUUGUUAGAUGUUGUCAUGAAAUAUUUUCCACUGGGAACACGGAUGUGAAUAAAUACAUGUAUGACACAGA